AUGGGGUAUUUGAGAAAGGCCGAAUUGGAAAUCCUUUUGGCCAUCAAGACUGUUGAUCUCGAUGAGUUGUUUGAUAUCCACGCAUCCUCCGAUCUGAUUCCGUGCUCCUCGAAACACCUGUUCGAGACAGUGACGACCGAAUCUUUCCCAGUGAGGUCCGACGCCGAGGGCAUGCACAUCGCCGUGACGCCUGCAGAUAAGGAACACGCCACGUCCAUGGACCUGAUAUGCUACAGGCCGCUUCGCAGAAAGUACAAGUACCUCUACUACGCCCCCGCAGAGGCCCCCAUCGAGGUCCCCAUUGUCGAGGAGUUCGUCCCCAUCACCACCGACAGGGACCCUGGGUUCUACCGCAAGCAGCUGUGUCUGCACACCCUUCACUUCACCCCAGAGGACAUCGCGCUGCUGACCCGGUUUCUAAGCAAGGAGAACACCAUGAGAAACCGUGCCUCCAGGGCGUUCCUUCCGUUCUACCACAAGGUUGUUCCAGCUUUGCCAAAUACCCGCCAUCAAGUGAACCGCGCAGGGCACCUGAAGCCGUUCCCCCGCCAGGUCACCACCGGAACGCAGAACUGCUACGUCCGCGAUGUCUCCGCAUUUCUUUACCUGGACAGCAUCUACACCGAGCUGAGCUUUGCUGGAAACUGGAGAGGCCGGACAGAAACUUUUCCCUCUUCAGCGGCACCCUCGACAGCGACGUGUUGCUACAGGUCGCAUCGUACUGGAGGUCCAUUGUCGACGAUGCGCGCUACGCCGGCUACCUCACCUGUCUCUGCCAGCUGGCCGCUGUCAGCAUCAAGCACACCACUUCCGAAAAAGGUAGAGUUCUUUACGGUGUACCAGUACCGCUACAUCCUCGACGCGAUCAAAGCCUGGACAACCUACGCAGCUUUGUACCCCCAAACCGUGACCAUCACUGACGACAUCAGCGGCCAGUUCGUGGACAAGACCUCGCACGCCUGGCGGUGGCUUACAACAACGUACUCCCUGCUGUGCGAGGAGCUGAAGGCUGAUGAAAGGAACUGGUCAAAGACCUCGGUCCGUUCCGUUGCACCGUUGGAAACAAGAACUUCUCCAGGGAGUAUCUGGUUGAGCUCUACGGGGACCACCAAAGAGAGUUUGACAGCACGCUGCAGGAAGUNNNGAGAAGGUACUUCAACAAGGUCCCAACAGUGGCUACCAUGGCCUCUCUCCUACUCAGGAACCUGUCCAUCAAUGUUGCUGAAGACGUGCGGUCAAUCAACUCUUCCUUCCUCAGGCUGUUCGCAGGAAACAAACUUCAGGAGCUUCUACCCAAAAGGAACACUAAACUCAAAGAAGAAUGAAAAAGGCCGAAGUCUACGGCUGGCCAAUGUCUGCGCACGUUGUAUCAUUUGGAUGAUUUACGUAGGGGCAGGCGGUCCGUACAGAUUCACUGAGAUUGUCCAUCUGAAGUUCGCCGCAGAGGGUAGGAACCUGUACGUCGACUCGAACACUCGCUGCAUGGAGAUCCGCACUACAUACUCUAAAGCUCAGAGCUGGAGUCCCAUGUCGAAGUUGCUGGAUCCCACCACCUCAAGUUACCUCUUCUACUACACAAUGAUUGUAGUCCCGCUGCGCUAUAACGUAGCGGGGAAGGAUUUCGAUGGCAUGUCACGUGAUCUCUACAAUGAGAUGGGCGCUAGAGUGCAAGAUCAUCCUACCAACGCUGCUGGCCCUCUGGGAGGGGCGAUGUCAGACAAGGACUUUUCGCAACAGGUCAUCAAGAGCUUUUUGUUUGCUGACGUGCUGGCUGGAAAACUGUUAAAGUAUGACUUCUUUAACAAGAGAACUCGCGACCACCCCUGCUCGGUUCACAAAGAGGGCCGUUUGACCUUCCGGGAGCUACGCCAUGGUAUCAUCUUCUUCAUGCGGAAGCACACAAAUGUUGCACAGAUUAUUGCCGGUGCCAACGCUGUCGAGGAGUAUGCCGGGCACACGGCCACCACAGGUCGCCAGGUCUAUGCCGCGCCGGGAACCGUGAUCGACCACAACGAGAGCGAAGAGGCUAUCGGCAAUUACCAAAUCGCCCUGGCGUGGCACAGAUUUCUUGGACUUGAGAUGGCAAAGAGUGUCGUGACAGUUACCGAGAAGGAUAAGGCCAAGAAGGAGCACCGGCCUUAUGGCGCCAUGGGUGACCUGACCGCUGCGGGGAGGCUGCUGUACAACGAUGCGUUUCAAUUUCGGAAGGGACAGCAGGAUAUAGCCAUUGAUGUUUUUCUGGGUACCGAACAGCUGAUCCCAGUGCAGGCUCUGCCAGGUUAUGGAAAAACCGCGUUGUUCCAGAUUCCUUUAAUUGCUCUGAAGAAGAAGAACCCUUUGCCAAAGGUCGUAUCUUUCGUAUUUGUGCCGUACAUUCCAUUGAAGGCCAACAUGAUUGACCGGUUAAGGGCGAAGGGCCUGCUCGAGGUCGGGGACGUCGCGGAGCUGCUGAAGAACGGUCCAAACGUCGGCGAGGACGCACUUAUCGCCGAUGUAUACGUCGGUGCAUUCCACGAGAUGGGCACUGUUUCUUGUAAGGAACUGAUUGAUAAUUGGUACAAAACUUUCAAGAACACCAUUCUCGGGUUGGUCGUGCUCGACGAGUUCCAUAACUUCGAAACGGAACUCACUUUCCGCGCAGAGGUGUACCAGUUAAUUGAUACUAUUAAUCUGGGACUGGCGUGGAAGGCUUUGGUGCUCUCCGGGACCAUUGGGAGGAGAAACUUCGCGGCGCCUUUGAAGAGAUUGGGCUUUAAGAAGCCGUUGACUACAGAGCUGACGUUUGAGUCAAAGUGUUUUAUCCGCAAUCUUGUUGAAGAACUUCCGCUUGGGAACUCCGUGAAGUGGUUUGCGGAGUGCGCUUCGUCUGACCAGUGCCUGAAAAAGGCUGUUGCUCUGGUAAACCACUUUCUUGCUUCGGAGGAGAACUCGAAGGUUAUUUUGGUGUGUCGCACGAGGGAGCACGUUGGUCUCUUGGCGACUGAUCUUACACCACAUGACCCUCUUUCCGUGCAUGGUCGUAUGAGCGGUGCGGAUAAGGAGCAGAUUAUGCGGCGCUUCAUCCAGGACCCCGCCAAAAGGGUCCUCGUCGGAACCAAGCUGGUAUCGGAGGGAAUCGACGUGCAAAGCUUAGCCGUUGUUAUCCUUGUUGAUUGUCUCCCUUCUAUUGGCGAGUUCGUUCAAACUGCCGGGAGAAUAAGGGGGGACGGGUUGUGCCUGGUGCUUUGGUCUUCCGCCUGUCGGAACGACCCCGCCAAGGAUCUGAACCCAGGUUGCUUGACCCCACAGUUAAACCGCUUUUACGAGCUGAGCCAAGAAGGACAUGUGGGCUGUUGCGGCAACCUGGAGAGGGUGAAUCCACUAUCAGUCGACCUCGCUCAGCGGGUGUUUCCUAAUAUUCUCUCCUUCCCCUUAUUACGGAAGGACAAGUGGGAGCAAUUUGAAACAGCCUCGUUGAAAAGACCUCGCACUGAACAGCCCUGGGAAGAAGACAGUGCAGCUGAAGAAUCCGAACUUUUCGGAAUCGAUAUGUUCAUUGGUCAGCCUGAGAUGACUGAGUGCGUGGAGGGCUCGACCGUGGACAGUUCUGAUGAAGAAAAUGGGCGCACUCCUGGCCCAGAGAUCCGUCCUCAUAAAGCUCCAAGAAUUCAAAGUGGGGACCUGCACCGCCCGGAAAGACCUUUGCCCGCGAAUAACAGGGUAUAUUCCAGCGGUGAAGAUGAAGUGCCUUCUUUGGAUGCAGCUGAGUACGGGGAUGCCGAGCAGUGGCCUUCUCCUUCUAUUGAUGAUGGCAUGCCAUGGGAUCAGACCCAGCAAGAUGAUGCCCCAAGACAUUCCAGGGAUUCGCCGGUGACUGACUUGAUUCCAGGUCCAUUCUACAGCGAGCACGAUGGCGCUCCGUCCCAAAGUAUAGGACAGGAGCUGAGGGCUGCGUUUGGACCGGAACUGAGCCUGUACUACUUUCUAGACAUUGAAGGAACGUACGAGACGGUGAUGAAAUUCUGGAAUCCCUAUGAGUCCAAUGUCGGUAUUCCAAAGGUGAACGAACCUAAGUUCUGCUUCGUAUGCAUGGGCGGACAGCACUUCAAAUGCGUCUGCCCAGAGUUUACCUCGCACAAGCAGAAGUACGUCGUCCGCAACUUGGUAAUGCAGUGUCUGUGUUUUCUGAAGAUUGUGGGCAGGAGUGAUGAGUGGGACGAGGUUCUGAGGCUGGGGAACGAGGGCGACUUUCCGAGGGUGCCGUUGUGGAUGGCCGAGAGAAAGGAUGAUACGCUGAGGCGGUUCACGGACAAGCUUCUUGCGUACUGCAACCUUGCAAAGAAGGUCACCAGCAUGGGAUUCGGAUACUCACUUGAAUUUCCAAUGAAACUUCCAGACAGCCAGACUCUCCUGAGGAGCUAUAGUCGAAUGUGGAAUUUCCUGAGACAAAAGGAAAUCGACCUAAUCUGGUUCUUUGCCACAGGUGAUCAUAGCCGGACUUUCCCAAGAUUAUGGGUUGGUUGA
Messenger RNA from Huiozyma naganishii CBS 8797, 4503 nucleotides. RefSeq lists its product as uncharacterized. NCBI's taxonomy places the organism in Eukaryota, Fungi, Ascomycota, Saccharomycetes, Saccharomycetales, Saccharomycetaceae. The record is from RefSeq and is a predicted model, not a curated record. Gene Ontology annotation, molecular function: nucleic acid binding; ATP binding. The transcript has a single exon. The coding region runs from base 1 to 4503 and encodes 1500 amino acids. Gene Ontology annotation, cellular component: nucleolus.